AUUAAAUAAAAUUUAUAUAAAACGAAGGAAAUGAAGUUGAAUUUCUACCUAAUAUCCGUACUGGUUGCCGCCAUGGCCACUAGCGUCAAUGCCGCUUGUAACAUCAAUGUAGUAGGUUACGACUGCAAGAAUGAUUUGCAAAUUGGGGAUUACAUUGGAAUUAUUGUUGGAUACCUCCUCAUGACCAUUAUGUUACUGUAUGUAAUCAUCAGGCUCUUCGUCGAAGAAAAAAUCAGGUAUACUGAUUAUAAAGUUCAAAUGGAAGAAGCAGAGAAGGAGGCAGAGGAAUAUGGUAUUAAUUAUGAUGAGCUUGUAAGGAUGGAUAAGGAGAAAGCCGAAAAUGACGAAAAUAAGAAAUUCUAGACAUACCAGAAU
Messenger RNA from Moneuplotes crassus, 375 nucleotides. NCBI's taxonomy places the organism in Eukaryota, Ciliophora, Spirotrichea, Euplotida, Euplotidae. The record is from the annotation of a GenBank genome assembly.